Salmo salar (Atlantic salmon) is the source of this 4411-nucleotide messenger RNA. RefSeq lists its product as uncharacterized. Gene Ontology annotation, biological process: positive regulation of p38MAPK cascade; positive regulation of cell-substrate adhesion. The record is from RefSeq and is a predicted model, not a curated record. NCBI's taxonomy places the organism in Eukaryota, Metazoa, Chordata, Actinopteri, Salmoniformes, Salmonidae.
UUGUCGACGGGCGGGUGGGAUGUUCAAAUCAGCAAGCGAACCUGGGGAGCGUAUGAUGCAGCAAAUGAAUUGCGACUAUGUUGUUAUGCUCAGCGGUAGAUACAUUGUUACUAUGCAAUGAUAUUAUUAGAAUUAAUAGAUAUAUUUGUGAUUUGGCGCAGCAUUGUGUCAUUGAUUAAUUAUGGAAGAGCGCCUGAUUUAGUCAUGAUGAUGGAGCGUAUCAUACACUCAAGUACAUUCUCGGUCAAGUUCCGACUCAGACUAGACUCAGCAAGAAUAUCUGGUUUUGUCACAUUUGUCAUUGUCAAAAUUCCAUCAUAUUGUGUGCGUGUCGUAAUUAAAUUAGCGCAUUUACAAAGCCAAGGGCAUCAUGGGCAACGAGGCCGCCAAAAACGUGUAAAAGAUAGAGUGCACUGCGGGAUGGUCAUGGUCACUCUGUUCUGGUUCUUCAAGGCUACUGUUGCAGUCAUGGGCCACCGCCGCUCACGUCACAAUUGAUUAACGGACUUUACUAUUUUUGGUUAACAGGAUAGUACAAAAGUUGAACUUGAACAUUCCUAAAUGCUGUCUGACAAAGGAUGCACUAUAAUCAGUGUAUAAAAAUGUUCUUACUAAAUAAUAGUGAUUAAAGUCUUUAGAAAAUCUAAACAAACUUGAAGUAAACUACAGUGUUAGGCUACAGUGUUUCCAUAACAAAGUGUGGAAAGAUCUUAAAUAGGUUAAGUAUAUCCAUUGAUCAAAUAGAGUUUAUGAUUUUUUUUCAAGGCCUCACCUUCUGUCACCUGCCUAACCAACAUGCUAGUUAGUGGCCAUUGCCUAAUAGCUGUCUUGACUGUCCAUUGCCUGUCUUUAGUUUCUAGUGAAUUAUGUAAGCAUGUAGCUGUAGUGUUUUUUGUAAUAUGAUUAGGAACAGCAGGUCAGGUAGUCAUCACUGAGCUCAAGGUCACUUGUGUAGCCCUAGACUUGAACUUGAACUGAGACAAUUAAUGUUGAUGAUGCAGUAAUGCAAAUAUGCCCCUAAACACUUACCCUCCCCCAAAAACAUUUACUGCACAGCUGUGCAUUCUUCACAGUUGAAGUUAUGGUAAAGGUUAUCUGAAAGGAAGUUGAUAUUCAAAAAGUCAUGUAUGUCACUGAAGGAGUAGGAAUGUGGAAACAGUCAGCCAUGGUGAGUAGAAGUCAGGUAUAUUUGAUAUGAUACUAAUCUAUGAAAUUCAAAUUUCCAAUUUGUAGCUAGUUUGAAAUGAUAUGAAUCUCUAGGAAAUAAAAGGGGAAAACAGCAGGCAUCACAAAUAAACAACAGCAGGCAUCACAAAUAAAAAGCUCAAUUGAAUCACGUUUUUUUAUGCUAUUCUUAAAAAUGCUGCUUGAAGUGCUAUUAGUGCAGAGCUUGCCGUCAGUGACAGGGAAAAACACAGUAUGUUGCCGCAGUGUCAUCAAUGUGUGUGUUCCUGAUGGAGUGCAUUAUAUUGCUGAGUCACCUCAAGAUUAUCUGUGCUUAUGCUGAUGCAGAGAUAUUCUGCCCCAUAUUUCAGUUUGCUCGUGUCCUUUCCUGUCAUUCUUUGCUGCAAAUUCAAUGUUUACUGCAAAUGACAUUGUAAUUCAACAGAUCUACUGAGAAUCUAUAAUCAAUUGAUGUAAGUCUGACAGAACAUGUCAGCUGUAUACAGGACUGGUCCUCUUGUGACAGGGCACUAGACUAGUGACAGCCUUAUCAGUAAGUGGCAUGAUUUAGAGGGACAGAUAGACUGUACAUUUCACAGAAACAUUAGUUGCCAUACAUUUCCAAUUCCACCCACAUAUUGUAAAAAUGUCAGGCUGGGAGAGUAGGCAGAAGGGAAUGUACUUUUUUUCUUUAGAGGGACACAGGAAUUCUACUGCUGCUGGGGAACUGCAAUGAAGUAUAUGUCUGAACUGCUGGAGUGAUGGGCAUUAGGUGGUUGUGUCUAGGCCCUCUAUAAUAAGAGUUCAACUGAAAAAUAUGGACCAAAAUAUUGACCAACUUCCUCUGUAAGCAGAAGCAUUAAACUUUAAUUCACAAGUUUAAAAAUAACAUUGUAGUACAAACAUUGAGUUAUUUUGCUGGCCAGGUUUUACAACCUAUCAAGUACCAUACAACGGAAUUUGAAUUAAUGAGUCACCGAUGAAAGCCUCACUCCUUGGCCUGUGGAAUUUAGCAGUGUGUCUGUGUGUGUGUUGGUUAAGAUGCCCAGUGAAAAAAACAUCAGAGGGUGUGUACCCACUGGCCCAGCUCUGCCUGCUGAGAUAGAUAAAGUUGGCUUUAGCCAGCGGUACGCAAGGAAGCUGAGGGGGGGGGGGGUAUCUAUUCCACACAGGAGGCUCAGAUGGCCAGACAUGACCACGCACGCAGGCCCAUCAAUGCUGCUGAAUGGAUCAACAGUUGACGUCUGUUAAGUGUGGUGGGGGACCCCCUUCAAGGUUUCAUCACUGACUCUACGGUACAGUACAUAUGUAUGUGCCCCUUGCCUAUAUAGGACUACGGUAAAGAUAGAGGUUGAGUGAAGACUCUGCUGAGAGAUGACGGACCUGGAGGCAUCGACAGUGGGUGAACCCCCUCCUCCAUACAUGAUCUUCCUCCUGGUUUUCUUCUUCUUCAUCACGGGCCUCCUGGGUUUCCUGGUCUGCCAUCUUCUGAAGAAGAAGGGCUACCGCUGCAGGACAGGGGAGGAGGAAGAUGAAGAUGAGGAGGAGUGUGAGCAGAAACUGGGACCAGACAAGAAUGAUGAUGAAGAAGAGGACCAUCAAGACACUGUUGAACAAAUCCUGAAGUGCAUCAUUGAAAAUGAAGCCAACAUGGAAGCCUUCAAGGAGAUGCUAGGAAAACAGGAUAUUUGUGAACAUCAUGAUCCUACGUUACUGCGCAAAGAGAGCCUCGGGGGUAUUCCACCUCAUCACCACACCGUGCACUCUGGAGCCCAGCUUGACCACAAGUCCUGCACGCUCUGUGUGCAAGGGCGCUCCAAGAAGGCCCGACGUCGGAGCCGUGUACCUCGGACCAAUAAGCCGAGAACGCCGGGAGAGAGGAGAGAGUCCACUGUGUUCGCAGUGGGAAGGUUCCGAGUCACCCACAUGGACAAAAAGGAUCAGGGGUCUGGCGACCAGUUAAGCCAAUCGGAGGCCCUGGAUAGUGAGAAGGGGGAUGAGGAGGACCCCCAGAGGAAGGAGGGGUACAACCUGCGGAGCAUGUUCAAAGACGUCAAAACGGACAGCACCAAUGGUGUGGUUCCCAUCGCGGCCAAGCGGAAGAAGAGUCUGGUUCUGUUCUCACCACGCAGAGGUAGUGAUCCAGUUGGGGCCAAAGUGCCACUGAGCCAGCCCAUGGUAGAAGAGGAACCCCUCUUCACUGCUCCAGUGAAGACUGCUCCAGUGCAGACCUCCAGCCCUGUGAAGAUCCUGUCGUCCCAGCCCAGCCUGGACUCUGGUGCACCUGACGACACUGAUAUGGCUCCUGUUAAAAUGUACCCCACUAACGCGAGUCCAGGAGGCGUCUCCCCUCUAACACCCCCAAUGCAAGAUUCCCCCACCACCACCCCAGUACAAGUCACCCCCAUGACCCCUGAGAUAUUACCCCUUACCCACGGCUCCUAUAAUAACCGUAGUCUUAGCGCCUUAAAUGUCUCUCUUACCCCUACCCCUGUACAAGCCUCUCCAACCUCUAACCUCUUGAAUGUCUCCCCUGACCUGUCCUCCAGAAAAGUGUCCCCCUCCCCUACUCCCUUAAAUGUUUCUCCUACCCCUUCCCCCAUACAAGUCUCCCCUGGCCUGUCGUCCAGAAAUGUGUUUCCUUCCUCUAGCCCGUUAAAUGUCUCCCCUGCCCCUACUCCCUUAAAUCUCUCUCCUGCCCCUACCCCCUUAAUGGUGUCCCCCACCACUCUACCCCGUAGCAUUCUAAAGAAUACUACUACUUUUGUCAAGGUGGACGAAACCUCACCCACCACGAAAGGGCCAGAGGACAAGGUUGAGAGCCUUGCUACUGUCAGGGCGGACAAAGUUUCUCCCACUGCUGUUCCUGUGAAAGUCUGCCCCACUGUGGACCCCAUGAAAGUCUCCCCCACCACGGCUUCCAUGAAAGUCUCCCCCACCUCAACCUCCGUCAAGAUCUCCCCCACCAGUGGAGGCCCUUUCGAGGACAAGCUGGAGGUGGGGAGUGUUACCAUAGUCAAAGCCAGCCCGGACAGUCAGAUGGAGUUCUCUGUGGUGCGUACGGCUGAGGUAAUGAAGGAGGAGGAAGAGGAGGACCCUGCUGUGGCUCAGAGCCCCCCAGAGAAAGGGAAGGAUGAUGAGGUGGAGAUGGAGGACAUAAAGGACUGUCGGGUCAGCCAGGAGGAGGGUGUGUCUCUGGAGGAGAAGAGGAGAUCAGUGCACAGUCAGCACAAGUGGUGAAAGAGAG